This is a messenger RNA of Lolium perenne, 1012 nucleotides long. RefSeq lists its product as uncharacterized. The record is from RefSeq and is a predicted model, not a curated record. NCBI's taxonomy places the organism in Eukaryota, Viridiplantae, Streptophyta, Magnoliopsida, Poales, Poaceae.
UGCAACAGCUUCGACUGAACUUGAGAACCUGCGCUCCUCGUACCAAGAGUUGGAGACGAAGCUAAAGGAAGCGGAACUUAAGAGGGAGCAGGCCGAAAAGCAACUGGCGGAGAAAAACUCCGAGCAUAUCAGGGAGAAGGGCGAGCUGGAACUGAAAAAGAAUGCUGACAGCGAGACCAUCAGGAGGCAGCAAAAAGAGCUCAAUGGACUCCGGAAAUUUAUGGAGACGGCGGAGCAGCACUGGGACUUGCUCAAUGAGAACAUCUUGGAGCCGCUUGGGUACCCGGAACAGCGCCGGAAUUUGUUCCCACGGGACGACCUUCUGCAACUCGCGGGCGAUGACUGCAAGGAUCUCAUCUCCGCCUCCCGCAAGAUAUGCUAUAACUUGAACAUCAAGAGGAGCCGCACUUGCGACGUGCGCAAGCUUAUUGGUAAGAUGGAUGUUUUGCCGGAGCUGGUGACGGAUCUGCAAGCAUCUUCAGCCCGAGGCGCAGCUGCAAUGGCCUUGACCAUGUGCCUAGCACAUACUCCGGGUCUUGAUCUUGAUGAAGUGACCACGGGCGUUCCUCCGGAUGCGGAUGUCGGCGCGCUGCUGGAUGCAGUGAGCGGCUACGACACCCGUAUCGCGCGCAGGAUCCGGCACGAGGAAUUCUACGACAAGGUCGUCCUCGCUGCUGACGAGCCCUUAGAAGCGGAACUUCAGAAGGAACUCGAUGCCAAGGCGCGACCUGCGGAAUCCGGAGCCCAGUUUACCUGGACCAGCUCCAAGGAUGCUCCCCAAGAGGAACCCAAGACCAGCACUGCUGCCUCUGAAGAAAAAGAAAGUGAAGAAGACGUGUCUUCUCCGGCCGAAGGCGCCAAGGAACAGGAUCCAGAGGGCAAGACUUCUCCGGCUAAGGGGGAGUGAAAACUUUUAUUCCUGCGGGAAAAACAAUGCAUCAUUUUGGCCCCAGCGAGGGUUUGUAAUAAGACUUUAAAUUCUUAAGUAGCUAGGAACGAAACGAUUAUGCAU